Messenger RNA from Colletotrichum aenigma, 951 nucleotides. RefSeq lists its product as uncharacterized. Lineage: Eukaryota; Fungi; Ascomycota; Sordariomycetes; Glomerellales; Glomerellaceae. The transcript has 2 exons. The record is from RefSeq and is a predicted model, not a curated record. Bases 1 to 951 code for a protein of 316 amino acids.
AUGGCUCCUAGAAUCGCCAAAUACGCCAAUGAUCAGCCAUCCGGCUUCAUCAACCGCAUUGAGAAGGUUGCGGUUGUUGGCGCUACCGGUACCAUGGGCAAAUUCUUUACCGAGGAGCUGCUCAAAGGCGGAAAGCACACAAUAACCGCCAUCACCCGUUGCAACAGCGAUUCGAAACUCCCCGAGGGUGUCAUCGCAGCCAAGGUGAACUACGAUGACGAGGACUCUAUCGUCGAAGCACUCAAGGGACAACAAUACCUCAUCAUUACCAUGAACGUCAGCGCUCCUCAGGACACUCAGGGCAAACUCGUCAGAGCCGCAGCUAAGGCCGGUGUUCCAUACGUAAUGCCGAAUGCUUGGUGCCCAGAUCCGCAGAACACUUCCUUUAUGAAAGACAGUCUCCUGGGUCACGCGUUCGAGCAGGCGGUGAAAGACAUUGAAGAGCUUGGCGUCAGUGAUUGGAUCAUCAUGUCCCCAGGCUUCUGGUACGAGUACAGCUUGGGUCUUUCAUCUGACCAGUACGGCUUUGACAUGAAGAACAAGUCUCUGAUUCUCUUUGACGAUGGCAAUAUCAAGAUCAACACCUCGACAUGGUCCCAGUGCGGCCGCGGCCUUGCAGCGUUUCUCAGUCUCAAGUUGUUGCCUGAGAACGAAGACGACAAGUCUCCCUGUAUCCAACAGCGUGCUAACGAGGUGUUCUAUAUCUCCAGCUUUUUGGUGUCCCAGCGUGAUAUGUUCGAGAGCGUCAAGCGUGUCACGGGAACAUCGGAUAGUGACUGGACUAUCACACAUGAGAACACGCAGGAGCGGUGGAAGGCUGGCCAUGAGGCGCUGAAGAGUGGGGAUAGGACUGGCUUUUCAAGGUUGAUGUACACCCGCAUCUUCUUUCCCUCGAAUGAUGGCGAUGUCGAGCACAAGUGGCUUGGCCAACGAUGUGCUUGGGUUGCCUGA